AUGUUUUCGAUUAGGGGUUUUCAUUUGAGUAUCAAUUUCAAGCUGGGUAACUUCUGGGUUCUAGUCACAGUGUCCCUUGAAUGGAUGGAGCUGUCUGCUUCGGGGUCGUUGCCACCUCCUAGAUGUGGUCAUACAGCCACCAUGGUUGAGAAACGUUUACUUGUUUUUGGUGGCCGAGGAGGUGGUGGCCCUAUCAUGGGCUUUGAAGGGAAGAGCGUGAAACACCUGGAUAGACCCAACUCAAGCCUCCUGGUCAAGCACCAUCAUCUCGAUGUGGUCAUACAGUUACAUCCGGAGGACAUUAUCUUCUGUUAUUGGGGGGACAUGGAACUGGUGGAUGGCUGA
Molecule: messenger RNA, 345 nt
Organism: Eruca vesicaria subsp. sativa (arugula)
Lineage: Eukaryota; Viridiplantae; Streptophyta; Magnoliopsida; Brassicales; Brassicaceae
Source: the annotation of a GenBank genome assembly